AUGUCACGCUUCCCUCUUCUCCGUCUUCCUACUUUACCUCUGUUGAAUUGUAUUCAAUAUCUGAAAGUAUUCGAGAUAAUCGAUUUCUCUCUUCUCUCGAAACGAACAAAGGCCCUCGUCUCACUUGUCAACUGGAAUCAACCUGAUAUUCAUUUAAAUUUCAUCGAAGAUUCACAAAUCUGUCUGAAAUUUCCAAACGAUCCAGGUCUGCAAUGGAUUCUGGACUUCGAAAACGAAUUAGAUGACGAAUUGUAUACAACUAGAGCAAUCGAUGGAAACCAGUUUCCAUCAUACAUAGAUUCAGUUCUCCACGGUCCGAAAGCAUUUCAUCAUCUGGUAUUUCCAAAUGAUGACAACUUUGAGACAAUGCGAAAAAUGACAGAACAUAUCUUAAAGAUAUUCAGAACCCCGAUCGCAAGUUUCGAAAUAAAUCAACUGAGUGAUCCAUCCACAAUGUCAAUUGUGAAAUGGUUCAGUACAUUACAAUCAUCAGUUGUAGAUCUUGAUAUUGAUACAACAGAUGAUAUAACUGCUCCCACUUUGUUGUGUAUUCUAGAUAAUAUCAAAGUGACUGAUCACUUUAGUUUGGAUUCGAAAGUUAUUUCUUCUGAUUUCGAAUAUCACAAAGCAAUCGACAUUCCCUCAGUUAUAUUAUCUCAUUCUCAGUGGAUAACACUGAAAUCUAUACUGAAUUCAAGCAGUCGAGUGAUCGUUUUAUGUGAAUCCAAUUUGACUUUUUGGGAUAUCAAUAGCUUCUUAAUGCACUGGCUGAACGGAUCCAAUCCACAACUUGAGUAUAUUUCUAUUCGACGAUCAAUGAAAGGGAAGGCAAUCGAAGAAGAUAUUGAAGAAGCCUUCCAGAUAAUAACAAAGGAUCUCAAUGUUAAGGAGCAUGAGGAAAACGAAAAGAGACCGAUGCGAAUAUCAAUAUCGCUCCAUCGACCAUCAUCAUACUCACCUCCAAACGACUGGUGUUAUGAUAUAGUGAGAGAUGAUGGAACCAUUGGAACAUUUCAUCAAACUUACUUUCACCGUUCGGAUGUCCCUGACUUUAAGUUUCACUAUUUCUAUUUCCAUGUUUGGAAUAAAAAUAUUUAA
Caenorhabditis remanei is the source of this 1098-nucleotide messenger RNA. RefSeq lists its product as uncharacterized. The record is from RefSeq and is a predicted model, not a curated record. Gene Ontology annotation, biological process: embryo development. Bases 1 to 1098 code for a protein of 365 amino acids. The transcript has 3 exons. Lineage: Eukaryota; Metazoa; Nematoda; Chromadorea; Rhabditida; Rhabditidae. Gene Ontology annotation, molecular function: protein binding.